This is a messenger RNA of Ziziphus jujuba (common jujube), 774 nucleotides long. RefSeq lists its product as uncharacterized. The transcript has a single exon. Lineage: Eukaryota; Viridiplantae; Streptophyta; Magnoliopsida; Rosales; Rhamnaceae. The record is from RefSeq and is a predicted model, not a curated record. The coding region runs from base 224 to 520 and encodes 98 amino acids.
ACAUCACUUUCUUUCCUAGAAAACAAACAAAAGGACCAUAUUCCAAAUGAAUUCAUUCUCCAAUCUGUGCCAUACACUCAAAAUCCUAAACAAAGAGAUCAGACCAAACUUUUUUGAGGAGAAUAAUCAACUGUAUCUCCUUUUUACAAGCAGAAAAGAAAAAAAAUUCAAUUUCCAUUUGAAAAAAAUAAAAUAAAAUUAAUAAAGCUCACAAAAAGUAGUCAUGGAGGGAAUGCCAUCUCCUAGAAACACCGAUAACGAAGGGUUGCUAUGGUGCUGGGGAUGCUUAAAGUUGAAGCUUCCAUGGUCAAGAUCAAGAAGAACAAGAUCGCGUUGUAGCAGCACGAAGCAAAGAAUAAGUAGGCUUAAAGCUGUUGGGGGUUUUAAGUAUGACCCUUUGAGCUAUGCUCAGAAUUUCGAUGAGGGCUUCGACGAAGACGAUGAAGAAUAUACUCAACGUGGGUUCUCUGCUAGAUAUGCUGCCCCUGCCCCACUAUCAAAAUCACUUGAAGAUAAGUAAACAACAUAUUUUACUGAUGAGGUUGGUUUAUAUGGAGCCCCUUUUGAACAUGAUUUUCUCUGGAAAUUGAACUGGGUUUUUUGUUCAUGUCCAUGUUCUUUGAUGAUAUAUAUAUAUAUAUAUAUAUACGCAAUAUAAAUUGUAUAUUAAUUGUGAAUAUUUAUAUACACAGGCAUAGUGUAUAUAUAUAUAUAUAUGUAUAUGCCCGAGAGCUUGUGCUAAACUUCUAAUUAUAUAUAAUAGUAUAUUAUAUA